Messenger RNA from Coffea arabica (coffee), 1416 nucleotides. The record is from RefSeq and is a predicted model, not a curated record. NCBI's taxonomy places the organism in Eukaryota, Viridiplantae, Streptophyta, Magnoliopsida, Gentianales, Rubiaceae.
AUGAUAGUUAUAGGAGCAUGGAAUAUCAGAGGUAUGAACUCUGAUGCAAAACAAUCUAAAAUAAGGAACUGGAUCAAGAAUAACGAAGUAUCUAUUUUUGGACUCUUGGAAACUCGUGUAAAACAGAAAAAUGCUGAUAGAAUUGCUAGAACCAUUGGGCCCUAUCUAGUUAAACUAGACAACUAUGCAUGCCAUCAUAAUGGAAGGAUUUGGAUUUUUUGGGAUCCGUCAAAGGCAUCUGUGAAAACUAUUAAGUUGUCAAGUCAAUUUUUACAUACUGAAAUUGUUGAUACACAGUCUUCUUUAUCAUUAUUAGCUACUUUUAUCUAUGCUAGUAAUUCUAUUGAUGGAAGAGAAUGCCUGUGGCAUGACCUAGUACAAUUAAAUGUGGACAGUAACUGCCCAUGGAUUGUUCUUGGUGACUUCAACACAGUACUAAAAAUCGAUGAAAAGAUUGGGGGACUUACGGUAAAUCCCAGGGACCGCUCAUUUGGGAAUUGUUUGUUUGAUUGCGGCUUGGAUGAUCUUAAAUGGAGAGGCUUGAAAUAUACAUGGACAAACAAGCAGGAUGGCAUCCACAGAAUUUGUUGCAAGCUGGAUCGGGUAUUAGUUAAUUAUGCAUGGAAUAUGAAACUAGGGGGCACAGAGGCUUUGUUUCUCAAUCCUAGUAUCUCUGACCACUCUUCUAUGGUCAUUCCUCUCUACAAGGGUGUCUCUCGCACCCCGAGACCUUUUCGCUUCUUUAAUCAUCGGGUGAAACAUCCUACUUUUAUGGGCAUAGUACAAGAGGAAUGGGCUACCCCAAUGUUUGGUAAUCCUAUGUAUAUCCUAACUCAAAAGCUUAAGUGCUUAAAAAAUCAUUUCAAAUCUUGGAACCGUGAAGCCUAUGGAAAUAUAUCUGCAAGAAUAAAGGAUCUCAGAAAUCAGCUUGCUAUGGUUCAACAAGCAUUUGAUUUGCUACCUACGGACAGAGAGCUACAAGUCAAGGAAUCAAGCAAAUCUCAGGACUUAUUCGAGGCACUUACUGUAGAGGAAUCAGCUCUUAGACAAAGAUCAAGAGACCUGUGGCUACAGCUUGGAGAUUUGAACAAUGGUUACUUCUAUAGGUCCCUUCAAUCUCGUAGAGCUCACAACAAAAUUUUCAGGAUCAUGGACAUACUGGGGAGGAUGUUAGAAGACGGGCAUGACAUCAAGCAUGAAACUAUCAGUUAUUUCCAACAACUUUUUGCCUCUCAAGGCCAACCUUCAUCCGCUCCCCUUGAGGUCAACCCACCUAAAGUACUUAAUGAUGAGCAAGUUGCUUGGCUUUCAAAUGAUAUCUCCUCCAAUGAGAUCAAGAAUGCUUUCUUUAGUAUCAAUGGUGACAAAUGCCCGGGACCUGAUGGCUUUACAGCUUGCUUCUUCCAACAUUCAUAG